This is a messenger RNA of Nicotiana tabacum (common tobacco), 2182 nucleotides long. Its product is annotated as AP2-like ethylene-responsive transcription factor AIL6. Gene Ontology annotation, molecular function: DNA binding; DNA-binding transcription factor activity. Gene Ontology annotation, biological process: regulation of DNA-templated transcription. NCBI's taxonomy places the organism in Eukaryota, Viridiplantae, Streptophyta, Magnoliopsida, Solanales, Solanaceae. The record is from RefSeq and is a predicted model, not a curated record.
UUUCUAUCUUUAAUCUUCUCCAUUUUUCUCAAACCUCUUAACUUUUGUCCUUAACUAAAUAUUGCUAGUUGUUCACAUCUACUGCAGCUUUAAUUUCUUUGGCUUUGCUUCUCUUUAUUUUGCAUGCUUUUUAAUCACUUCUUUUGAAUCUUUUUCACAACCCCUUUUGUCCCUUCUAGUCAAAGAAGAAGUAGAAUGUGUCCACACACAUAUAUACAUAAAUCCAAAAUAAUUUGAUAUUUCUUGGAACUUUUUAUAUAAGUGGAGUUUUUGUUCUUUUUAUUGGGGUUUUUGUGAACUUAAAAAGCUUUCAAAUGGCUCCAGAUAAUAAUAACUGGUUAUCUUUUUCUUUGUCUUCAAUGGAAAUGCUCAACUCUUCUUCUUCUCAGUCUUCUAAUAUGCUUCAAUCUGCCGACUCAAAUCAUUACUAUUUUGCUGAUAAUAACUUCUUUCCCCACGGGUGGACGAACCAAAAAUCUCAAGUAAUGUAUUCAGAAGGUGAAAAACAAACUAUAAAUGAUGAGUCAUUGAUUUUUUAUUCACAAAUACACAACCAGCAACCGCCGCCGAAGCUUGAGGAUUUUCUCGGCGGCGAAACGACGGAGACUCAAGAUUCGUCGUUGACUCACAUGUAUGACCACGGUGGCUCAGUCGCCGGUGCCGGUUACUUCAACGGUGGUUUCCAAACAUUUUCGGCUAACUCGGGUUCAGAAGUUGAUGACUCACAGGUUAUGGGUACUGAGUUUGGUACUGAGUCAAGUAACGAGUUGGAUUAUUCACAGUGUCCUACUGGUGCUUUGUCUUUGGCUGUUAAAACUACUACUACUACCUCGGAAAAAGCUAUUGUUGCUGUUGAUUCUGAGGGUUGUAAGAAAAUUACUGAUACUUUUGGUCAAAGGACUUCCAUUUACAGAGGUGUAACAAGACAUAGAUGGACAGGAAGGUACGAAGCGCAUCUAUGGGAUAAUAGCUGUAGAAGAGAGGGUCAAGCUAGAAAAGGGCGUCAAGUGUACUUGGGUGGAUAUGACAAGGAGGACAAAGCAGCAAGAGCUUAUGAUUUAGCAGCUCUAAAAUAUUGGGGUCCAACAGCCACCACCAAUUUUCCUGUUUCCAAUUAUACCAAAGAAUUAGAGGAUAUGAAGAACAUGACCAAGCAAGAAUUCAUUGCCUCCCUAAGAAGGAAAAGUAGUGGUUUCUCAAGAGGAGCUUCUAUUUAUCGGGGCGUGACAAGGCAUCACCAACAAGGUCGUUGGCAAGCGAGAAUUGGCCGUGUUGCAGGGAACAAGGAUCUGUAUUUAGGAACAUUUGCUACUGAGGAGGAAGCAGCAGAAGCAUAUGACAUAGCAGCAAUAAAAUUCAGGGGAGUGAAUGCAGUGACCAAUUUCGAAAUGAAUCGAUAUGAUGUCGAGGCCAUUAUGAAAAGCGCGCUCCCUAUAGGCGGAGCAGCAAAGCGGUUGAAGAUCUCACUCGAAUCGGAGCAGAAACCAUCGUUGAACAAUAACUACCACCAGCAGACUCAAUGCAGUAGUGUCAACAGCAGUAGCAUCAAUUUCGGGCCAAUUAACCCUGUUUCCGCCAUCCCUUGUGGAGUACCAUACGAUGCGAACCAACCCUUUUACCAUCACAGCUUCUUCCCCCACCUCCAGUACUCCAACAACGACGGUCCUUCUGAUACUUCUGGUGCGAUGACUAAUAUGAUAGCUGCAAUGCCAUUACUGCAAUCACCGGCCGAGAUCUUCAUCUGGCCUCAUCAGUCCUAUUGAUCUUGCAAGGCAAGAUAAGCUCGGAUAGCAACAACAACAAGAACAGACCCAGUGGAUUCUCACUUGGAUAAGUUCGGGUAGCGUGCUCUGCAAAUUCCUUUAGGCUAAUUUAAAUUAACCUCUUUGCCGUCAUGUAUUCGUUCUAAGCUGACCCUAUUUCUAACUUGCUAAAGUGUUAGCAUUGGCUGAAAAAUUUCAUGAAAAGUUGAAGAUGAAUAGCUUUUGUUUUUUUACUUAAUAGGUAGAAGGUGAAAAUAUUGUAAAGUAUCUUUUCUUCAACAGCUGCAGUAGUAGAUGCAUGUUGACAGGUACUUAAUUAGGGUUUGGGGGUACGUAGUGCACUCUUGUGGGAAAAUUUUGUUUUUGUUGCUUCCUCAUCUUCCCGAGUUGCUCUUAGUACAGCAUAUUAUUUUGUUGAA